This is a messenger RNA of Thunnus maccoyii (southern bluefin tuna), 2216 nucleotides long. RefSeq names its product calcium/calmodulin-dependent protein kinase II alpha (gene camk2a). Gene Ontology annotation, biological process: protein phosphorylation. The transcript has 18 exons. Gene Ontology annotation, cellular component: cytoplasm; neuron projection. The coding region runs from base 114 to 1550 and encodes 478 amino acids. The record is from RefSeq and is a predicted model, not a curated record. Gene Ontology annotation, molecular function: ATP binding; calcium/calmodulin-dependent protein kinase activity; calmodulin binding. Lineage: Eukaryota; Metazoa; Chordata; Actinopteri; Scombriformes; Scombridae.
ACGGCUCUAACUCUUGGCCUUCAUCAUCAUCAUCAUCACCUUCACCACCACCAUCAUCAUCCUCAGAGGAAGACGGACAGGGAGCCCCCUGACCCUCGCCCCGCCGGGUCGCCAUGGCAACGGUCAUCUGCACUCGUUUCACCGAAGAGUAUCAGCUGUAUGAGGAGCUGGGCAAGGGAGCGUUUUCUGUGGUGCGGCGCUGUGUGAAGGUGCUGUCAGGUCAGGAGUACGCCGCCAAGAUCAUCAACACCAAGAAACUGUCAGCCAGAGAUCAUCAGAAGCUGGACCGCGAAGCUCGAAUCUGUCGUUUACUGAAACACCCCAACAUCGUUCGGCUACAUGACAGCAUCUCAGAGGAGGCGCAUCAUUACCUCAUCUUUGACCUGGUGACGGGCGGAGAGUUGUUUGAAGAUAUUGUAGCCAGAGAAUAUUACAGUGAAGCUGACGCAAGUCACUGUAUCCAGCAGAUUUUGGAGGCGGUGCUACACUGUCACCAGAUGGGUGUGGUCCACAGAGACCUGAAGCCAGAGAACCUGCUGCUGGCCUCCAAGUCUAAAGGAGCGGCGGUCAAACUGGCCGACUUCGGCCUCGCCAUCGAGGUGGAGGGAGACCAGCAGGCCUGGUUCGGGUUUGCGGGGACUCCUGGUUAUCUGUCUCCAGAGGUUUUGAGGAAGGAUCCGUACGGCAAAGCAGUCGACCUCUGGGCCUGUGGUGUGAUUCUCUACAUCUUAUUGGUCGGUUAUCCUCCAUUCUGGGAUGAAGAUCAACAUCGUCUCUACCAGCAGAUCAAAGCUGGAGCUUAUGAUUUCCCGUCUCCGGAGUGGGACACGGUGACCCCUGAAGCCAAAGACCUCAUUAACAAGAUGUUGACCAUCAAUCCGGCCAAACGCAUCACAGCCGCCGAGGCGCUCAAACACCCCUGGAUCUCUCAUCGCUCCACGGUGGCGUCCUGCAUGCACAGACAGGAGACGGUCGAGUGUCUGAAGAAGUUCAACGCCAGACGGAAACUGAAGGGAGCCAUUUUGACCACCAUGUUGGCCACCAGGAAUUUCUCCGGAGGAAAGAGUGGAAGCAACAAGAAGGCUGACGGAGUCAAAGAAUCAUCUGAGAGCACAAACACCACCAUAGAGGAUGAAGACACCAGAGUGAGGAAACAGGACAUCAUUAAAGUCACUGAGCAGCUCAUCGAGGCGAUCAGCAACGGAGACUUCGAGAGCUACACUAAAAUGUGCGACCCGGCUGUGACGGCGUUCGAGCCCGAGGCGUUGGGGAAUCUGGUCGAAGGCCUGGACUUCCAUCGCUUUUACUUUGAGAACUUGUGGUCUAAGAACAGUAAACCCGUCCACACCACCAUCUUGAAUCCUCACAUCCACCUGGUUGGGGACGAGGCGGCCUGCAUCGCUUACAUCAGAGUGACGCAGUACAUCGACGCCAACGGGACGCCUCGCACCGCCCAAUCGGAGGAGACCAGGGUGUGGCACCGCCGGGACGGGAAGUGGCAGAUCGUCCAUUUCCACCGCUCAGGCUCUGCCUCCACGCUCAGCAAUUAACUUCCAGAGUGGGCGGUUCUUUGAGUGGGCCACCGUCGCCAUGACAACUGAUUGAUUGACAGCAGGCCAGGCGUCUUGAUACUGACCAUCUGGGAUUUGUUUGAGAAGCUGGAGAAAAACAAAAUGGAGGAGACGAGGGUGGGGACACAAAGCAUCACUCCAACUUAGUCCAGUAGUGAACUGCAUAAUCAAUCAACCAAUCAACCAGUCAGCUUCCUUUUUCAGCUUCUUUGGACUUUGCUUCAACCACGCCCCCUUGUGAUUAGCCAAUCAGGUCUCUUGGUGCAGUACAGCUGCACAGCACAGGUUGUAUUCAUGUGUGGAAACCUCAUAACUCAUGUUUUUAGUUUUCUGUGUAUUCUGGAUGAUUGACAGGUCUGAUGCCUCCUUCACAACUGAUUUUAGUGUUCAAACUGCCCCAAACCUCCGUUCAUGACACCACAGCGCCCCCUUGUGGACAAAAUGAAAGUUUUAUAGUUUUCAAUUCUGUUAACUUCGAGAAAUUAUUUCUGUCCAGCAUCGAAACAGGUCCAAGAUGUGUUCAGCCUAGCUUAGCACAAAGACUGGAAGCAGGGGGAAGCUGCUAGCUUAGCUCCAUCAAGAGAGAAAAACUAUAACUGUCUGAUUUACAUGUUGUCUCUUGUUAAAUGAACAGGUGCAGAAAUA